ACAAGUCGAGACUACAAAUCUUUGAUUAAAAAAAAAUGGCCCGUACCAAGCAAACUGCCCGUAAAUCCACUGGAGGAAAAGCUCCCCGCAAACAAUUGGCAACCAAGGCUGCCCGCAAAAGCGCACCAGCCACCGGUGGAGUCAAGAAGCCUCAUCGUUAUCGCCCCGGUACCGUCGCUCUUCGUGAGAUCCGUCGUUACCAAAAAUCGACUGAGCUCUUGAUCCGCAAAUUGCCUUUCCAACGUUUAGUCCGUGAGAUCGCUCAAGAUUUCAAGACUGACUUGCGUUUCCAAAGCUCUGCCGUCUUGGCUCUCCAAGAAGCUAGCGAAGCCUACUUGGUUGGUUUGUUCGAAGACACCAACUUGUGCGCUAUCCAUGCCAAACGUGUCACCAUCAUGCCAAAGGACAUCCAAUUGGCUCGUCGUAUCCGUGGAGAACGUGCUAAAAAAAUGGCCCGUACCAAGCAAACUGCCCGUAAAUCCACUGGAGGAAAAGCUCCCCGCAAACAAUUGGCAACCAAGGCUGCCCGCAAAAGCGCACCAGCCACCGGUGGAGUCAAGAAGCCUCAUCGUUAUCGCCCCGGUACCGUCGCUCUUCGUGAGAUCCGUCGUUACCAAAAAUCGACUGAGCUCUUGAUCCGCAAAUUGCCUUUCCAACGUUUAGUCCGUGAGAUCGCUCAAGAUUUCAAGACUGACUUGCGUUUCCAAAGCUCUGCCGUCUUGGCUCUCCAAGAAGCUAGCGAAGCCUACUUGGUUGGUUUGUUCGAAGACACCAACUUGUGCGCUAUCCAUGCCAAACGUGUCACCAUCAUGCCAAAGGACAUCCAAUUGGCUCGUCGUAUCCGUGGAGAACGUGCUUAAAUUACAUCGAUCUUGACAACAAACUUUGCAAACGGUCCUU
Messenger RNA from Culicoides brevitarsis, 900 nucleotides. RefSeq lists its product as uncharacterized. The transcript is spliced from 2 exons. Gene Ontology annotation, molecular function: protein heterodimerization activity; structural constituent of chromatin; DNA binding. Gene Ontology annotation, cellular component: nucleus; nucleosome. The coding region runs from base 36 to 860 and encodes 274 amino acids. NCBI's taxonomy places the organism in Eukaryota, Metazoa, Arthropoda, Insecta, Diptera, Ceratopogonidae. The record is from RefSeq and is a predicted model, not a curated record.